Messenger RNA from Heterostelium album PN500, 1491 nucleotides. Its product is annotated as endoplasmic reticulum oxidoreductin family protein. The coding region runs from base 1 to 1491 and encodes 496 amino acids. Gene Ontology annotation, molecular function: thiol oxidase activity; FAD binding; protein-disulfide reductase activity. Gene Ontology annotation, cellular component: endoplasmic reticulum; endoplasmic reticulum membrane. Gene Ontology annotation, biological process: protein folding in endoplasmic reticulum. The record is from RefSeq and is a predicted model, not a curated record. Lineage: Eukaryota; Evosea; Eumycetozoa; Acytosteliales; Acytosteliaceae. The transcript is spliced from 5 exons.
AUGAAUAGACAGAAUAUAAUAACAGUUGUUACUUUGUUGGUAGCGGUUUCACUAGUUACCAUAAUUGCAACGAUUGCUAAACAACCAAAAGAUACAAUUGUAGAUGAUUGUUGUUGUCAAAUAUCUAUGAUUGAUACAGCAAAUGUUCAAUUGAAUCAAAUAUUAAAUAAAUUAGUUAAAACAAGAUUCUUUAGAUACUUUAGAGUGAAUCUUUUUGCAGAGUGUCCGUUUUGGGUGGUUACACAACUGUGUGGACUUGAAGGUUGUGGAGUUUGUGAGUGUGAUGACAAUGAGAUUCCACUUCCAUGGAGAAUAGAGGAUUCUAGUGACAAGGUCGACAUGUCACCACCUCCACCAGGUUUCACUCGUUGGAAGGACAAAAAAGAAGAUAUGUGGGUAAUACCCUAUGGAUCGGAUGCCGAUACUUCCUAUGUAAAUCUUGGUGAAACUCCAGAGGCUUACACUGGUUACGACGGUAGUUCCGUAUGGAGAUCCAUUUAUAAUGAAAAUUGUUUUACAAGACCAUUGGAACAGAUGUGUUUUGAAGAAAGAGUAUUUUAUAAAUUGAUCUCAGGUUUACAUGCAUCGAUUACUACACACAUUGCAUAUUUCUAUGAGAAGGAUAGAUUCUCUGGUGAAUGGCAAAAGAAUCCAAUGCAUUUCAAGACCGCUUUUGAAAAUCAUCCAGAUAGAAUCGAUAAUCUUUACUUUACUUUCUUGUUUGUGAUGAGAGCCGUCAGUAAGAUUGAUGGUUUCUUGCACGAGUAUCAAUUCAACACUGGAAAUGAAAUAGAAGACAAGCAAACCUAUCAAAUGGUUCAAACUUUAUUGAAGCAACAAGUAUCUUGUACACCUUCAUUCGAUGAAUCUUUAUUAUUUAAAGAUACUGAUAAACAAAAUUUAAUAUCACAGUUCAAAGGACAUUUCCAAAAUAUCAGUUCAAUUCUCAAUUGUGUAACGUGUGAAAAAUGUAAAUUAUAUGGAAAGAUGCAGACACUUGGUCUUGGUACAGCUUUGAAAAUUCUGUUUGAUGAGAAUCAGAGUUCGCUACAGAGAAAUGAAAUUAUAGCGUUGGUUAACACUCUGAGACAACUGUCCAAUUCGAUCAAGGCGGUUGGAGAGUUCUCUGACGAUAUCGAUUUCGAUCAUCAUCAGCACCAACACAAGGAGAAAAAAGAUAAAACAGCAGCAACAACAAGCAAUAACACCAAUAAUUCAGAUUCGUAUUCACAAUGGUCUUUUUGGGCCAUUCUCACAACAUUACAAUCAACUCUUAAGGAGCAGAUCGAAAAGCGUGAAAUCACCAACACUCAAAUCUUUUUACUCGUCUCUGUAACUAUAUUAACCUUUUUGUUCAUAUACAAUCCAUCUUAUAAUCCACCAAAGAGAAAGAAGAAGAAAUCGAAGAAUAUUAAUAAUAAUAAUAAUAAUAAUAAUAAUAAUAAUAAUAAUAGUUCCAAUAAUAAUAAAAGUAAUAAUAAGAAACAAUAA